AUGAACGCCUUCUGGCUGAUGGCGUUUCUCUCAUGCAUCUCAAUACAUAAUCGAGGUGGAGUACACGCUCAAACCGCCAAUAUCAUCGAAAUCCCAAUUCCAACGAAUGCUCCACAAGCGUCUACUAGUUGCACAACGGCCACCUGGCUUGCCUGGUCAGAUUGGUCAAUUUGCUCCGAUGAAUGUGGCUCGUGUGGAGUUCAGAUGAGAACCCGUACCUGUUUGACAACAGAUUCAACGUGUACAUGUCCAGGAGGCUCCACCGGCGUUCAAUACUGUAACCUGGACAUCUGUAGGUACCCUCGUACGACCUGCUGUAACAACUUCCGAGUGACGUCAUAUCUCGGACGUUUUGCCUGUUUGAAUGCAACCGCAAUACUUGGAUAA
Caenorhabditis remanei is the source of this 387-nucleotide messenger RNA. RefSeq lists its product as uncharacterized. The transcript has 4 exons. NCBI's taxonomy places the organism in Eukaryota, Metazoa, Nematoda, Chromadorea, Rhabditida, Rhabditidae. Bases 1 to 387 code for a protein of 128 amino acids. The record is from RefSeq and is a predicted model, not a curated record.